Messenger RNA from Leptomonas pyrrhocoris, 1294 nucleotides. Its product is annotated as putative C-5 sterol desaturase. Bases 473 to 1294 code for a protein of 273 amino acids. Gene Ontology annotation, molecular function: iron ion binding; oxidoreductase activity. The transcript has a single exon. The record is from RefSeq and is a predicted model, not a curated record. Gene Ontology annotation, biological process: lipid biosynthetic process. Lineage: Eukaryota; Euglenozoa; Kinetoplastea; Trypanosomatida; Trypanosomatidae.
GGAAGUUUUCUUCUUAGCUCCUACCCGGCACCAACAAAAGCUAUCACCAUUUGUUAUCAUCAUUACCUUCGUUUGUUUAAGUCGCUUACCUUCUUAAUUAAUUUUUUCCUUUAGUUUUUCUCUUUUCUUUUCUUCGGUCGAGGACGUCACCGUUCUUCUUCUACUUUUAAAACACCAAAAAGAAUCGGAAUAAAGUCGAGAAGCCGCGUCUCUCUUUCGCCACUUCCGCACCACAAAAAAAUCCGUUUAUUUCUUGCUUUCGAUUAUCCCUCUACAGCGUGCUUAAUUCCUUUCGAACAGAGAAAAGGGAAAGGAAGGAAGGAAGGCAUCCCUCUCGUCAGGUGCGUCUUCUGCAUAUAUAUUUUCUGUGAGCGCACCCGGUCUUUCGUCCCUUUGCUUCCACCUGCAUCAAAAACAAAAGGUGAAAAGCCUUUCCGCUGUUACGAUGCAAUACAUACACCCCCUUGUCAACAUGGAGGCCCUAUCGCAGAAGUUGUCGUCCUUCGACAUGGCGUCACUGACACCGACGGAGAAGUGCGCCGCGGAGAUCGUCUUUGUGGGCAUCAUCUUUUUGGGCUUCAGCUUCUACAACAGGAUCGUCAUCCCUGCGGUUGCGGCUGUCAUCAAGAAGCGCAUCCCAGAGCGGGUGAAGCCGCUGGAGACGCUGACUGUCAAGGACAAGAUCUACAUCGCCUUCGCCAAGGCGAGCACCGCCCUCUUCGUCUACCACGUGUACAAAUUCACGGUGAACACCGAAGUGAGUCGCAUGUCGAUCGACUUUGCCGACAGCGCCGCCGUGCAGCGCUCGCUGCUGUGGCUGCCCGUGCACCUCCCCGCGCUCUUCAUCAUCUACGACUUCUUCUACACGCUAUUCCACUGGGCCCUGCACUGGCCCCCGAUUUACCCCCUCAUCCACAAGCACCACCACCGUCAGAUGUCGCCCUUCCGCGGCAACGACGACGCCAUCAACGACAACCCGAUCGAGUACGUCUCGGGGGAGUACGUGCACCUGCUCGCGCUCUACCUCCUUACCCGCAUGGCCCCCGUCGGCCAGGUCCACGCCUUGACGGCGAUCAUCUUCAUCUUUGUUGGCGGCACCCUCGCCAGCCUGAACCACACCCGGGUUGACUUUCACAUCCCGUACAUGUUCAACGUGAACUCGCACGACUACCACCACCGCCAGCCGCGUGUGAACUUUGGCCAGUACAUUAUGUUCUGGGACUGGGUUUUUGGCACCUUCCAGGCGGAGGGGCUGCCAUCGGAGAAGCAGCGCAGCGGGAAGAAGACCGUGUAA